AUGGCUGUGACCAAAGCCGCAAAUGCUAUCGAUGGCUCAACCAUACGCCCUUCAGAACUUGACGAGAUACAAAAGCGAUAUAAAAGCGAACGCGAAAAGCGGCUUCUUACCGAUGGCCGGGCACAAUUCCUCGACCAUGAGACAGUGGACAAGUUUGCCAAGGCUAUCCAUAAUGCAUGGCCAGAUCCAGUGUACGACAACAUGAAGCCUACCCUCAGAGAUGGCUCACGAUGUGAAUUUCAGUUUUUUGGGGCCGGAUACGGGUCUCUUACAUCUGCAGUCCGGUUUCUGGAUGCUGGAGUGGCUCCCGAGGAUAUCAGAUUUGUUGAUACGGCUGGAGGAUUUGGCGGGACUUGGUGGCUGAACCGUUAUCCCGGACUCAUGUGCGACGUUGAGAGCUACAUGUAUAUGCCGCUGGUCGAAGAGACAGGCUAUAUGCAGAAGUGCAAGUACUUGUACGGCCCCAAGCUGCGAGAACAAGCCGAAAGGGUCGUGAAAAAAUGGGGACUUUUCGAGAAUGGAUUGUUCCGUGUCAAGGCUAUGAGUAUGACCUUUGAUGACGACAAGGGAGAGUGGGUUACCAAACUCGAAAGUCCUAGAGCUGGAGAAGAGGGCAAGCAAACCACAGUCCGCUCCAGGUUUGCUUUUAUAAAUACUGGAGUACUGAACUGGCCCAAAAUCCCUCGGGUACCCGGAGUCAACAGCUACAAGGGCCAUGUGUUCCACACUUCCGUCUGGGAUUACGAAUAUACGGGAGGCUCAGAGCGGGACCCGCGCCUGACGAAUCUCCGAGACAAGAAAGUAGGCAUCGUUGGUACUGGUGCUACAGCCAUCCAGGUAGUACCUCAUUUGGCAGAAUGGGCGAAAGAGCUUUACGUUUUUCAGCGUACUGCAUCUGCAGUAGACACCAGAGGGCAGCGUGAAACGGACCCGGAGUGGUGGAAAGAGUAUGCUUCUAAGCCGGGAUGGCAGAGAGAGAGGAGAUUGAAUCACGGCAAAUUUAAUCACAAUGAGUAUCCUCGACCGGCUGUUGAUUUAGUUGAUGACCAGUGGUCCACGGUUCCAAGCUACUCGGGGCUUAUUGGCAGUCCCAAUGCGCCCAAGUCGCCAGAAGAGAUUCCACCAUAUCUGGAAAAGCUUCAAAAGAUGGAUCUCAUCCUUCAGAAGCGAGUGCAUGCCUGUGUCGACGAGAUUAUCAAGGAAAAAGCCACCGCCGAAUCCCUAAAGGCAUGGUACCCAGGUUGGUGCAAGCGCCCGUGCUUCCACGACGACUAUCUUCCCAGUUUCAACCAGGAGAAUGUGACUCUCGUGGAUACGGAUGGAAAAGGCAUUGAAGGGCUCACCGAAAAGGGCAUUGUCGCGCUCGGUAAAGAAUACGAUCUCGACGUCAUCAUAUGGAGCACUGGCUAUGAGAUCUUUCUUCCAGACAGCCCAGGCAAAAAAGCACGUAUUAACGUUACGGGUCGAAACGGCCGCAGUUUGGAUGAAAAGUGGGAUGAGAAGAUUUCCACGUUAUAUGGCGUCCAGACCAAUGGCUUCCCAACUUGUUUUGGCUGGGUCUGA
Bipolaris victoriae FI3 is the source of this 1563-nucleotide messenger RNA. RefSeq lists its product as hypothetical. The transcript has a single exon. NCBI's taxonomy places the organism in Eukaryota, Fungi, Ascomycota, Dothideomycetes, Pleosporales, Pleosporaceae. The record is from RefSeq and is a predicted model, not a curated record. The coding region runs from base 1 to 1563 and encodes 520 amino acids.